Molecule: messenger RNA, 2227 nt
Organism: Musca domestica (house fly)
Lineage: Eukaryota; Metazoa; Arthropoda; Insecta; Diptera; Muscidae
Gene: Camp
Exons: 4
Coding region: 245-1819 (524 amino acids)
Source: RefSeq, a predicted model, not a curated record
AAACAAUAAAACUACUGCAAUUCAGAGUGCAAAAUUUGGUCCAGAUAAAGAAAAUAAAAAAACCUUAUUAUUUAGUGUAAAAUAAGUAAAAUAAAGUUCUAAAAUGAUCAAUAAAUUGGCAUAAAAGCACAUUUGAAUAAGUGAUGUUCACAAAAUCCUCAAUUAUUGUAAAUUAAACGAUAAGAAAGAAAUUUGGCGCAAAAUUGUGUCACAUAACAACAAAUACAAAAAAAAAGAGAAGAAAAUGGCAUUAACCGUUGUUAAAUAUCGAAAAUCUGGGCCUGGAGGAGGAGUGGCUGCAGGCACCACCCCCUCAAUAUUAAUGAAAAGUAAAAUGCAAACCCAACAGCCUAGUAAACAACACAAUCAGCCCUCAUCAUCGUCGCCCUCUGCUGACGCAAAUAAGAAGUCCUUAAUAAAACUUGGAAGCAGAACCGGUCUUGUUAUCAAUAAAAUACCCGCCGUUAUCAAGCCAGCCAUGAAGCGAGCAAGUACAGUAACUGGAGAUAUUGCACAUAAAACCCCGAAAUUUUCUCUACAGACCAUAGCCUCGACGGGUACACCACUGACUAGUUUUCAAUGGCAAUCAACAAUUGGCGGUUCUUCGACAAACAAGAAACAACAAAUCGGGGCAGCCAUUAACUCACUGCCACCAAACACUAUUAUUAAGGCAACCAGUGCCGGUAGUGUACAAAACUCAAACGGUACCACAACACGUCUUACCCAAAAUCUAACCUCAUCUGCGGUUGUAUCCCCCGUCUCAUCAAUGCAGGUCCGGCGGCCAACAUUUAUCAUUAAACGUGAUAUACCUGAACGCACUAUACGCACAAUAACACUUGAAUUAAUCGAAAAGAAUCCUCUCGUCCAUUUGGGUGUACAGCCAUCACGUUUACCGUUGUUGAAAAAUGUCAUAUGCUCCACGGCCAACGUAUCCUUGGUGGAUUGUUAUUUGACAUUGAAAAAAUUAAAACAAAAUGAAGAAUUUUCAUUGCUAGGCGAAUAUUUUGAAAUGUCCGAGGGUGAUGUCCAGCAUGCUUUUGCAAGGACCGUGGUGCGUUUGGCCCGUUACUUACGAUACCUGAUCAAUUGGCCCGAUAGCAAAAAAUACUAUGAACGUCAUAAACAUUUGCCAUUUGCAUACCGGCAAAAUCUCUCCCAUGUACAGUCGUUAAUAGAAUGUGUUGAAAUUGAUAUUGCACCGGGACCAUUGCAGAUUGAUUGUGCAUGCUACAAGUUUAUAUUAAGCAUAAAUACCAAUGGCAUUAUAUCACACGUUUCUGAUGCAUUCAUAGGACACCAUGAUGACUUAACCAUUUUCAAGGCAUCAAAUUUCAAAGAUGUUAUACCAAAAUAUCUCUCCCUAAUGGCAGAUCCGGGCAAAGCUGUAAGGAGAAAACGUAAACCAAAAACCGCACGGCCUCAGCAUCAACAACUUAAGAUACCUAGCAUAAAUAAUAAUGGUGAAACCGAUUCAACAACAGAUUCUGCCGACGAAUCCGCCGAUGAUCUAAUACACGAUGAGUCUUCCCAAGAAGGACGUCUCAGUAAAUAUACAGCAUCACGUGUGGCUGGUGAGCUGGCCUCUAAUCAAACACUAACCGUAGUUAAUAAAGAAUUAACCUCAAGGCGAAUGAAGAAUUUUAGUGUGCCGACAAUGCGUGUUCGAGAGCCAGUGUGUCGUACUCAAAUGCGUAACAUGCUCGAUAAUCUGCAAGAGUUUCGUAUACUACAGCCAUUGGCUAUCAAAGAGUCAUUUGUGUAUCAAUAUCUCAACGAGGUGCUGAUAGUGUGUGCGGCCUUAAUCAAUCUUCAAAGAUAGAAACUGUGGUUUAACUGUUCAUCCCUCAUCCCUGUAAUUGGGUGAGAUUUUAAAUAGUUGGUUUUUAUUCAUAAUUUUUCUCAGGUUCUCUUUCCCAUAAAUCUUUUACCAUUUCUCUUCUUUUAAAAAAAAACCUUUUCCACCACAUGUUGUUGAACAUUUUUUGCAAAUAGAAACUUAGUUAUAUGUUCUUAAUACAUAUAUGAUUUCUUGACCACCUUAUAUAAUUACAUAAAUAUUUUUGUAUUAUAUAAACAAAUUUUAUUGAUAAUUUCCUUACUUUACAAUCUAUUAGUUAGCUUUAAUAAUUCAUUCAUUUUACAAAAAACGAUAAUGUAAAUGAUUAUAGAUUUGAUCAAUUUUAAAUGAAUUUGAACAAUAAAUAAUUGUAAAAUAUAUAAAUAAGAA